Molecule: messenger RNA, 1776 nt
Organism: Tinamus guttatus (white-throated tinamou)
Lineage: Eukaryota; Metazoa; Chordata; Aves; Tinamiformes; Tinamidae
Source: RefSeq, a predicted model, not a curated record
GGGGUGAACGAUGACAUCUUCUACAACAUCACCAACACCAGCGUCCCUUUUGCUAUCAAUGUCACGACGGGCACCAUCACCGUGACUGGAUUCCUGGACCGGGAACAACUGCCAGAUGAAGUGCUGCAGCUGGAAGUCAUGGCAUGGGAGAAGAACCUGGACAUCUAUGGCAAUGUGGCCAAGAUCAGCACUGAGGUGACAAUCACGGUGGCCGAUGUCAAUGACAACAAGCCCGAGUUCUACCUCUGUUCCCUCUCCAGCUGCAACUUCUCUGCUGAUGCCCAGAACAACUUCACGGGCAGCGUUGUGGAGCACUCCUCCACAAACCUGGCCGUGUCUGGCCUCAGCAUCGUUGCAUAUGACCCUGACAAGGGCGUCAACAGCAGUUUUGAGCUGUAUCUGCAAGGUCCAAAUGCCAGCGCCUUCUCUGUGUCCCCCACGAAGAUUGUGGGCUCAGGGGAAGUCCAGAUCCUGGUGAAAGACCCGCUGGCUGUGGACUACGAAAUAAGCCAUGUCAUGGUGGUGCAGAUUGUUGCUAAUGACACAGGAAACCCCACAGACUGCUGCUCCACAGCCACUGUGACCAUCAACCUCAUUGACAGCAAUGACCACAUCCCCGAGUUCCCCCAGAGCGUCUACUACCUGAAUGUGACGGAGAACAGCGCUGAUGGCACCGUCAUCUCCCCAGGCAUCACGGCCUAUGAUCCGGAUAGUGGUAUCCUGGGCCAGAUCACCUACCAGCUCCUCCCAGAGAGCAUCCGGGAAGUCUUUGCUGUGAACGCCACGACCGGGGCUGUGCUAGUGCAGGACGGGAGCUUGCUGGACCGCGAGACUCGCUCCAUCUAUUAUGCCAACCUCCAGGCCAAGGAUGGGGGAGGCCUGACAGGCUCCACGCUGCUGGAGAUCACUGUGCUGGAUGCCAAUGACAACGCCCCCAUCAUCAUUGGCUCCUAUUUCAUCUCCGUGGACGAGGGGCAGAAUGUCAGCGUGCAGAUCCAGGCCAUGGACAACGAUGAGCCCAAUACCCCCAACAGUGAGUUGCGCUACAAGAUCUUGCCAGGGCCAUUCAGUGACAACUUCACCAUUGAUGCAGAAAAUGGGUUGAUGCAAAACGAGGGGCCACUGGACCGUGAGGCUUUGGAUGAUGAUCGCGGGCAGAUAGUGGUGACGGUGGAGGUGUAUGACCUGGGCACACCACAGCAAAGUACCGAUGUCAACGUCACCAUCAUUGUGGGGGACGUGAAUGACAAUGUGCCUGUGUUCCUCAACCAGUCCUAUGAGUUCUCAGUCUCAGAAGGAUCUGCAGAGUCCUUCGUGGGCAAUGUGGAAGCCACAGAUGCUGACCGGACGGACAUCAAUUCCCGCAUUUCCUUCCUGCUUCAGAGCGGCAGUGGCUCCAGCAACUUCCUAAUCCGCUCAUCCCGCCUGGGGUCAGGGUACUACAGUGGGCUGCUGUACCUGGACCCCGACGUGUCCCUGGACUAUGACACCUUGCAGCAGAAGUUCUUCUCGCUGGUGGUGCUGGCAGAGAACACGGCAGCAGAGAGUGUGGGGGACACUGCUAAUGCCUCAGUGGUAGUCUAUGUCCUUGAUGUCAAUGAUGAGCCCCCCACCAUCCUGUCAGCCUCUCUGCAUGACGUGAGCGUGAGCGAGAACGGCACCCAGGAGGGCCUUGUCCACACCGUGGUUGCCUCUGACCUGGACACCAACCACUCGCUGGUCUUUGAAGAGCUGGCGGUCACCUGCUUCAAGGGGGCGAGCGACGCUGGCAAUGUG